This is a messenger RNA of Mycotypha africana, 1276 nucleotides long. RefSeq lists its product as uncharacterized. The coding region runs from base 164 to 1072 and encodes 302 amino acids. NCBI's taxonomy places the organism in Eukaryota, Fungi, Mucoromycota, Mucoromycetes, Mucorales, Mycotyphaceae. The record is from RefSeq and is a predicted model, not a curated record. The transcript has a single exon.
GAUUCCACGUCUUUUUGGGUGUGUGUAUCAUACACUUUUUUUCUCUUCCUCUUUCUUCUUUGAAGCCUUUCAAAAUAUUGUUAUACUGUUUCCGUCCUUCAUCAUCAAUUGUCCGAAUUAGAACAAAGCUAUAAGGAAGCUUUGACUAUAAUCUACUUGAUCAAUGCCAACAAGACUUUUAUCAACACAGCGUUUUCGACUUCUGCCAUUACUAUUAUUAUAUUUCUUUAGCAAUACAUUCGCUCAAGAUGCAAUUCAAAGUACUCCAACCUUAACAAACACACCGACAGCAACUAGUAGUAGUCUGAUAUUUUAUACAAGCAGUACUACUAUCUCUUCAAUAACAACGACCAAUACUGGUCCAAACAAUAAUUCGAUGACUUCUACUGCUACAAAUGCUCUAACAAUAACAACGGUAACAUACAACACCAUUGGUACUCCCACCGCAACAGGAACACAAAACAACACCAAGUAUCCGAUACCAACUUCUACUACUAUUAAUGCUGUUGCUACAUCAUCCGACAAUAACAACAAUAAGCCUACUCCAUCUAAUACUGAUAAUACUGUGCAGGGCACAGGCUGGAACUAUAAUGCAAAUGAUCGACAAACACAGCAAGAGAGCUGGCUCAAACAACAUAAUCGAUUUGUUUUUAUAAUUUUCGUUGGGCUAUUUCUGUUUGGUUUAUUAUUUUGGUACAUAUAUAAAAGUGUCAAAGCAAUGCGCAAAAGACUAGAGGAAGAGAAUCAAGCCCAACUAUACAUGAUCGAUCAAGCCACUGGUCAUCAUCGGAGCAGCCAGUAUCCUUCAAAUAAUGUUGCUGCUGUUGGCACUGAUGGACUUGUUAACAACAGUAGUCAGCAGCCUGUGUUCCAGCCAACACAGCAACAGUCAACAAUGACAACAGCAGUUGGCUCACCUCCACUUGGUUAUUUUAAUACCAAUAGUAAUGACAAAACAGAAGUUGAAAGUGAUGAUAACAUACCAUUGCCAACUGUAUCACACCCUCAACAACAACAACAACAACUACAACAGCAGCAGCAGCAGUCUGUCACUGAACGUCAACGAUACUAAGACGCUUCUUCUCCUUACAACCGCUAUUUUUUCUAGUAGAACCUUGCCUUAAUAUGUAUACCUUCAGCUACAAUACAAUUCAUCUAUACGAUUUGCAACUCCUUAUAUCCUUACUUUUUUUUUUCUCCUCAUGAAACCCCAUGCUAUUACUCCCUUCUUCCUGCUUCUCUAUAACUUCUCGAAACCAAAAAAAGAAACAAAAAA